Messenger RNA from Salarias fasciatus (jewelled blenny), 2153 nucleotides. Its product is annotated as acyl-CoA dehydrogenase family member 11. Bases 260 to 2143 code for a protein of 627 amino acids. The record is from RefSeq and is a predicted model, not a curated record. Gene Ontology annotation, molecular function: acyl-CoA dehydrogenase activity. The transcript has 15 exons. Lineage: Eukaryota; Metazoa; Chordata; Actinopteri; Blenniiformes; Blenniidae.
GUGACCAACUUCCUUUAGCGUCCCAAGCUAGUAACAGCAGAGGUUAAAAACCCGACAAACAUCUGUUUUUCUCUCUCGAUGAACUAUGUUUAACCUCAAGUUUGAAAGUAUGGAACCUUUCGUGAGUUUCGGGUUUUUAACAUGCUCGAGGUUAGUUGGUCACCAGUUAACUGGGAAACCACUUUAAUCAAAACAUCAGGUAGUCGGAGGGCUGCAGACGUAAACACAACUGAGCAUUAAAGACUGUCGGUGUUGAGCCAUGCCAGUGAGCUCAGUGAUCCUGAACCAACGUCUAGCCAGAGGCUGUCACAGGAUUUGGAGCGGCGUUCCCCGACAGUGUGUCCACGUCAAAUCAGCCAGCAUAGGAUCAGAUGAAGAACAACUGUGGGAGGCGGCGAGCGCUCUGCCGUUCACCAGAGCCAGGAUAGGAUCUUUUUUCCAGGAGAGACCAGAGCUGAAGAACCCAUUUCUCGAAGAUGCAUUGCUUAGAGGAUACCUGAGGAGACAUCUGCCCCACCAGGCGGUUUUUUCGGACCUGUGUGCAUUCGGAGAGCGUGUGUGUAAGGAGGUGGACGGCUGGGGCAGAGAGUGCGAGGUCACCCCUCCACGGCUGGUGCACUUUGAUCCGUGGGGUCGCAGAGUGGAUCACAUCGUUACCUCCCCGGCAUGGAAACGCAUGAAAGAUCUAUCUGCACAGGAAGGCCUGGUUGCAAUCGGCUAUGAGAGAUCGUAUGGAGAGUGGAGUCGAGUUUACCAGAUGAGCAAGUUGUACAUCUACUCUCCCUCAUCUGGUCUCUACACUUGUCCUUUGGCCAUGACCGAUGGAGCUGCAAAAGUCAUCCAGUCUCUGGGUGUUUCAAGGCCGGUGGAGGAAGCCUUCAGUCGCUUGACCUCCCGUCAGCCUGAAAGCUUCUGGACGUCUGGGCAGUGGAUGACUGAGAGGCAGGGAGGCUCUGAUGUGGCCAGUGGCACUGAGACCGUCGCUGUUCCACAAACAGACGGCUGGUACAAACUCCAUGGUUUCAAGUGGUUCACUUCUGCUACGGACGCAGACAUGACUCUCACACUGGCCCGAGUUCAGGACAGAACGGGAGCAACCACACCGGGCAGCAAAGGUUUGUCUCUUUUCUAUGCAGAGGUGAGUCGAGGUGAAGAUGGUCGACUGAGGGGCAUCGAGGUCCAGAGACUGAAGGACAAGCUGGGAACGCGACAGAUGCCGACUGCCGAGCUGCUGCUGGACGGCCUGCCGGCACACAGACUCUCAGAGGAGGGGAGAGGCGUGGCCUCCAUAGCGAACAUGUUAACUAUAACCAGGAUCCACAACAGUGUGUCUGCAGCUGCUGCCAUGAGAAGGGUGGUCCAUUUAGCUCGUGACUACGCCACUCGCCGCACUGCCUUUGGAAAGCUUCUUAAAGACCACCCACUGCACAUGCAGACUCUGUCCAGGAUGGAGGUGGAGUCGAGAGGGGCCUUUCUCCUGAUGAUGGACGUGUGUCGUCUUUUGGGCCGGGAGGAGUGCGGCGUGGCGACACAGCUUGACUCACACCUCCUGCGUCUGCUCACCCCCGUGGUCAAACUGUACACCGGGAAGCAGGCGGUGGCCGUGGUGUCAGAAUGUCUGGAGAGUUUUGGUGGACAGGGAUACAUCGAGGAUACUGGGCUGCCCGGAAUUCUCCGUGAUGCUCAAGUGUUGAGUAUUUGGGAAGGUACGACCAAUGUCCUGUCUCUGGAUGUGCUGCGCUGCAUGGCCCGCAGCUCCGGGAUGGUCGUCCAUGCUUACUUCUCUCAUGUCAAGUCCCUGCUGGCAGGUGCUUCCAGUGUUUCCUCACUGGCUCCGGCUGUGAAAGCAGUGGACAGUGCGCUCUCUGAACUGGAGGGAUUCGUUCAGGCAGCAGCCUCCAGAGGACCCGGCUACCUCCAGCUGUCAGCCAGAGACCUGGCAUACAGUCUGGCUCGCAUCUACACAGGUGCACUUUUCAUCGAUCAUGCAUGUUGGGAAGGAGCUUCUCCAAGUGACACAUACGCCGCUCUCAGGUGGUGUGAACAGGAUUUAUGCCCUGUGUCUACCAAUCAGAGAAGAGGACACUAUGACUCCAGCACGACCCCACUUGAUGCUGCGUUGGUGUUUGACUGUUUGAGAUGAGGCUGAAUGA